CUGCUCACCGAACUAGAAAUUGGAUCAUUUCAAGUCUCCAACCAAUUGUGCGAUGUAAAACUUGAAAGUCAAAUUUUCGGUUGGAUUUGUGUAGCAUAUAUUUGUCAUUCAUUAUCGUCCCACCUCUACCCAAAACAGAGGGGCUCUAGUCGAAUUGCCCUUCGACAUGCGACGUCGUGUACCAUUCUGGUGCCGGACAAUCGGGUCACCCAAGGUAGCGUUGACAAGCCGAAGCUUGUCAACCGUCAAGUCUGUCAAAGUCACAGAAACGCCAUACAACGCCGUCAAUGUAGCCGAAUUCCGACAGUCUUCAUUCAUGUCGGGAAGCCCUCUUUUAUUCAAGCAACCCGCGACACCAUCAAGCAAGACUCCACUCCCAUCAUUAUCAUCAAAAUGGUUCGGUCAUGAGGGAACCGGUCGACCCCAGAGUCUCAAGCAGGAGCCCUCCGUUACAUUCACCCCUUACAUGGAACAAUUUGCUCAUCACAUGCUACCCUAUGAAAUAAUGAGCCCCCAACUCUCCGAAAACACGGGCCUUGUCGUCGACACGAUAAAUCAAUUCCUGACCUGGCUCGCUUCAGGCUCAGACCCGAUGGGCGCGGUGCUAGCCGGCAUCGUUCACGCCGCGUCCCAUCCGGAUGCCUCAGAGCCACGCUUCUCCUCUUUCGUCGCCCCUUUAAUGCUUUUACUCAAGGCUGCAGAGUUCAAUAGACUGCACGAGAAGAAAAUCAAGCAGCUCUACAUAGCCCAGGCCCAGCUCACUGAUCUCCCCCCGGAACUUCGGGAUGAUCUUCCUAUCCCGCGCAUCGUGAUGGAGGCCGGCAAAGGCGACAUCUACGCCUCGAGCUUGUGGCUCGGGUUGGAACCAACUUAUACCCCGCUCCACCGCGACCCGAAUCCCAACUUGUUCUGCCAACUCGUCGGUAAUAAGAUCAUGCGUCUUCUACCCCCUUCAUCCGGAGAUCGCUUGUACCGCAAGGUGCAGACUCAGAUUCAACAAUCCGGGAACAGCCGUAUCAGAACUAUCGACAUGAUGGAAGGCCGUGAGAGGGUCGUCAUGAACACUGCGGUUUGGGGCAUGGAGGGGUCUGAAGAAAUUGUGGAAGCUAGAUUAAGCCCAGGGGAUGCUCUGUUCAUCCCAACGGGUUGGUGGCAUAGUGUCAAGAGUGGGAAUCACGAUGGGAGACUCAACGCGUCGGUGAACUGGUGGUUCAGAUAAGUAAAGGUUGACUCUCGAUAUAGACGGAAGUGUUGUUUGUGGUGGUAAGACGAGGGGUUGUACUUACAAAUCGAAGUUGGCCAAUGGAGGAUGAAAAUCAGAAAUAA
Colletotrichum destructivum is the source of this 1326-nucleotide messenger RNA. RefSeq names its product Putative JmjC domain-containing protein. The record is from RefSeq and is a predicted model, not a curated record. The transcript has a single exon. Lineage: Eukaryota; Fungi; Ascomycota; Sordariomycetes; Glomerellales; Glomerellaceae. Gene Ontology annotation, molecular function: 2-oxoglutarate-dependent dioxygenase activity. The coding region runs from base 167 to 1219 and encodes 350 amino acids.